Molecule: messenger RNA, 613 nt
Organism: Microplitis mediator
Lineage: Eukaryota; Metazoa; Arthropoda; Insecta; Hymenoptera; Braconidae
Exons: 2
Coding region: 144-491 (115 amino acids)
Source: RefSeq, a predicted model, not a curated record
AUCCUUUGAAUUAAUCGCUAACCAGUUUAGUAUCUUUCGAGUUUGUUUUCGUACAACACAAAUUAUUUUAAUUGUAUCUAUUAUCUGUAAUAUAAAUGCCAGCAAGUGCAGCGAUUGUUUCACUUUAAAAUAAACUUGCCACGAUGAAGUUGCUCGUGCUGGUGGUAUUUUUGCAACUGUUAGAGAUAAAAUGUCAGUGCGAUCAGGACAACGAUGUCUCUGUCGACUUGAGCUCUCAAGAAGCGAACUCGUCUGGAGAUUCAUCUGUCGAGUGUAAUGAGCAUGCGUUUGAGGAAGUUAGUCCUUGUAAUGCUAAUCCAUAUUGUCAGAGAACGUGCGAAAAUCACACCGAGGAUCCAGACGCUUUUCCGCUCCCCUGUCCACGUUCUAGAUCAUGCAUACGGGGCUGCGUCUGCAAAAAGGACUACGUCAGAUCUGAAUUGCAUGGGCCCUGUGUCCAUUUUACCAGAUGUCCUCGUGUUAGACACUAAUUUGUUCUUUUUUUUUUAUUUCUGCCUUACGCCGACUAAAAAACCAAUUUAUAUAUCAUAUUAUAUAUCAAUAUUGAUUUUAUAAUAAAUGCCAGUUUAUUAAUCAAUUAAAUAUUUUAUAU